CGAAGGAAAGCAGUGAAGAAAAAAAAGGAAGGGACACAAGGAAAGCAGUGAAGAGAAAAAAAGGAAAGGGAAACAAGAACUGGAAGUGCGAGAGAGAUGCCGGAGCUGCCGGAGGUGGAGGCGGCGCGACUGGCGCUGGAGGAGCACUGCGUUGGGAAGAGGAUCGUGCGGUGUUCCGCCGCGGAUGACACCAAGGUCAUCGACGGCAUCGCUCCGUCGCAGCUGGAGGCGGCGCUGGUCGGGAGGACCAUCGCCGCCGCACGGCGCAAGGGCAAGAACCUAUGGCUCGUGCUGGACUCGCCGCCUUUCCCUUCCUUCCAGUUCGGAAUGGCAGGAGCUAUUUACAUCAAGGGUGUGGAGCUGAGUAAAUAUAAAAGGUCUGCAGUGAGCCCAACUGAGGAAUGGCCUUCAAAGUACUCCAAACUGUUUGUUGAAUUAGAUGAUGGCUUGGAGUUUUCCUUCACAGAUAAGAGGCGUUUUGCAAAAAUACGAUUGCUUGACAAUCCAGAAGCCAUCCCUCCAAUUUCGGAGCUAGGACCAGAUGCCUUAUUUGAUCCAAUGCAGCUUGAUGAUUUUGUGCAAUCUUUAGGUAGAAAGAAUGUGCCAAUAAAAUCCCUUUUGCUUGAUCAGAGCAUUAUGUCAGGAAUUGGCAACUGGAUUGCAGAUGAGGUGCUUUAUCUGGCGAGGAUCCAUCCUAUGCAAACUGCAUCGAAGAUAUCGAAGGAGAAAUACAAGGCACUCCAUCGGUGUAUUAAAGAGGUGAUUGAAAAGUCUGUUGAAGUUGGUGCUGAUAGCAGUGAAUUUCCACAAGACUGGAUAUUUCAUUCUAGGGAGAAGAAACCCGGCAAGGCCUUUGUGGAUGGGAAGAAAAUUGACUUCAUUACAGUAGGUGGUAGGACUUCGGCGUAUGUUCCGGAGCUGCAGAUGUUGGAUGGGGCUGAUGCAGUCGCAGAAAACAGAUGUAAGAGAAGGAAAGAGAAACUAGAGAAAAAAGAUGAUACAACUUUGAAGAAAGGCCCAAGGGCUCCAAAAGAAAAUAAAAAGACUGCGAAGGCAAUGACUGUUGAUGACGAGGAGGAAGAUAAUCCAGUAAAGCAAAGGGCAAAAGCAGCAAAACCCACCAAGAGGGGAAGGAAGCCAAUGCAAGUAGCAAAAGCAUCAUCUAAUAAGGCUGUAAGUAGUAGUACUCACGACAAUGAAGCCGACGAGGAGGAUCAAGAUGACGAGGAAGCUUCGAAACCAGCAAAGAGGGGAAGGAAGCAACCAGCGACGGGCUCAUCAAACAAAGAUGAUUGUUCUCCAGAUACUGGUAACGAUGGCAAGGUAGAGGCAAAGCCAGGGAAGAGGAGGGGUCAGAAGCAGCCAGCAGCGGAGGUAAAGAGCUUGCCAGACAAUGAAGAGACUGCCGUCCCAGCAAAGAGGCCACAAAGGAAGAAGCGGUAAAGAGUGGAGACUAGGUUGAACUUCUCCGGGGCGUGUGAAAUUAUCUUUAGCUAGUAGCUGUUGUGGUGCACUGCAGAAUUGGUAGAUAACUUCCAGGCAGGAAGCCUGAACUUCUGCUUGGUCCUUGAUCGAAGCCAAAUCGUGGCCCGUUUGUUGUUUAUAAUCAGAUCGAAGCUUCUGGUUUUCACGUGUGAGAUGUGAAACUUAGCUGUGAAUAUGUCAUCUCCAUUUUGGCUGCUGAA
Molecule: messenger RNA, 1685 nt
Organism: Brachypodium distachyon (stiff brome)
Lineage: Eukaryota; Viridiplantae; Streptophyta; Magnoliopsida; Poales; Poaceae
Product: formamidopyrimidine-DNA glycosylase
Exons: 10
Coding region: 97-1443 (448 amino acids)
Biological process (GO): base-excision repair
Cellular component (GO): nucleus
Molecular function (GO): damaged DNA binding; oxidized purine nucleobase lesion DNA N-glycosylase activity; DNA-(apurinic or apyrimidinic site) endonuclease activity
Source: RefSeq, a predicted model, not a curated record